Messenger RNA from Paramuricea clavata, 1709 nucleotides. NCBI's taxonomy places the organism in Eukaryota, Metazoa, Cnidaria, Anthozoa, Malacalcyonacea, Plexauridae. The record is from the annotation of a GenBank genome assembly.
UGCUCAGGGACUCGUGUCGAAGUACUUUAAAAAACUCAAAAAAACAAACAAGUCUAUUUUCAUAUCAAAACAAACUUUUAGCAUUUAAAACCUUGGCAUAAACAUGCCGAGAGCUAGUCAAAAGAGGAGUCAAGCUGCCAGCCAAGCUGAGGUAUAAUAUAAAUAGUUUUGGUGGAGGUUGCUUGAGUUUUAACGAGGUUUUUCGAGCUGGAAUAUGUCGCUUUAAUUUUGUCAUUUUUGUGCAGGAAUCGCAAGGCAGCCAGAAACGUGGAAGGAAAAGACGUGAUCCUACGGAUGAUGGGGAAGAAGGCGGUACACAGUCUUCUCAAGCCAAGAAUGCACUCAGUAAAAGCGAAAUGGAUCGAAAGGUUUGUAAAAGUCACAAUUUGUUUGCGCAUUUUAGUUGCAGAACCCCCCCCCCCCCGGAUUGAUUCUUAAAUAAUAUUUCUUUGAAGUUCAGAAUUAAACAUUUGAAUGCUUAAACACUAUACUCUUGCAUGUAAUGUCUUGCUGUCUACUCUUGAAUGUAAUGUCUUGCCGUCUUGUAUUCGCUGCACACUUUCCAUUACCCUGCGAGCAGAGCCUUAUUUUCGUUUCCAUAAGAAGACUAUGAGUCCAUGAAAUCAUGAAAUCAAUUCAUUUGAAAUGAAAUCUGCUGUGUUGGUGUAAUGUACUCAGGUGAAUAAGAUGUUUGUGUGAUGUUACUCUGAGUGUAUAUCCACACCGGGCAGGCUUGAAAAAUAUGCCUGGCCACGGCGGGAUUCGAACCUACGACCUUUGGAACACUAGCCCAAUGCUCUUCCAACUGAGCUACGCGGUCAGGACGGUUCGAGUAUGCGAUAUUUCGGAACUGAGUCUAGUUCCUUCGAUAUUAGUGUAAUCUAAUAAUCAUGAAAUCUGCUGUGUUGGUGUAAUGUACUCAGGUGAAUAAGAUGUUUGUGUGAUGUUACUCUGAGUGUAUAUCCACACCGGGCAGGCUUGAAAAAUAUGCCUGGCCACGGUGGGAUUCGAACCUACGACCUUUGGAACACUAGCCCAAUGCUCUUCCAACUGAGCUACGCGGUCAGGACGGUUCGAGUAUGCGAUAUUUCGGAACUGAGUCUAGUUCCUCAGUUGGAAGAGCACAGUUGGAAGAGCAUUGGGGGCAUAUUUUUCAAGCCUGCCCGGUGUGGAUAUACACUCAGAGUAACAUCACACAAACAUCAUUUGAAAUGCUCAUGAAAUUUGCCAUGAAUUAACUGCCCCCCUGUUGCAACUUGCAAGCUACACAGGCCCUGCUCCGGCUGCUCGAUUUGCUUGCAGCCGAGUAACUGCAAAUUAUUUUUAGUUAGGGAAAGUACAUUUAUUAUGCCGAGGGGGGCGAUGGAGAUGUCUUGAAAAAAGCUCAUAUUUUUACAGGGUCCCUGUUGAGGUUAUUUGGUAAAUUUUCGAUGCCCCCCCCCUCCAAAUUUUUAAGAUUUUCAAUGCUCGUCGUAUGCUUUUCUUGUUUUUGGAACUGCUACUUUUUGGCGGGUAAAUUACUUCGCAAACCUGGCGCCAAAAAAAUUAAAAUAAGCUAUAGGUGAUUUCAUGUAUCCAUUUAGAAGAGCAGAUGCCCCAUGUUGCUAUGAUGUUUCAAAGGUGUGUCAAUCUUUAUGUACUGUAGGUGGCUGAUUUUGUGAGAUACAUGCUAUUUAUGGAUUCAAAGAAAACUCCUGUGAAACGUGCAG